This is a messenger RNA of Plutella xylostella (diamondback moth), 2528 nucleotides long. RefSeq names its product ubiquitin-conjugating enzyme E2Q-like protein 1. The record is from RefSeq and is a predicted model, not a curated record. Lineage: Eukaryota; Metazoa; Arthropoda; Insecta; Lepidoptera; Plutellidae.
UGCUAAAAGCGAUGACGUCACGAGUGCCGGGCGAGGGGUGCGGAUCGAUGCGGGGGCGGGACGGUGGCGCCGCGCGGGGCCCGCGGGAGCCGCCGCAGUGAGGGGCAGGCACCGGCCGGGCGUGCUUCCCGCGACCGCAGCCACGGCGAACGAGUGUGUGGUGACUGCGGCGAGUGCAGUAGCGGAUCUGCGAGCGCAUACAAGUGUCCGGGGCAGUUCGUUCACUCGGGGCAGCCGGAGGCCGCGGGCUCGCCGCGCAUCUGGCGACUGCACGUCACGGCUCCCACCAGUCCCACCCCGGCAGCGUCAGUCCUCGAGCGUGCGCCGUCGACAGCAGUCCGCCAUCAGGCGCAGGCUCCGCACACGCUCCCCAGACAUGCACUAAUGCAACAGUUCCACAUCAAACAAACGAUAACGACUGCACUCGACAUUUUCAACUGUGACAAUCGUCCGACGUGCGACCCAUCAUAUCAUCAUCGCGUGCCUGCGGAUGUGAUUAAUCUUGGAACUGGUGUUACUGGAUAUUAAGAUACGUGCGUCAAACAGAAAGUGCCGGUGCUUGUGCAACAAUGUCGUCGCGUUCUAAGGAAAAAGUAGCGGCUGCUUUCCGGAAGUUGUUCCGGUCUCCGGAGAAACUGGACAAGGAUGGCGCCGGGCCCAGCGGCUCCCCGGCCCGGCGGGGCCUGCUGCGGAGACACAGAGACGGCGUGAGCCCCGCGGAGGCGGCGGCCAGCAUGCCGCCCAGCCCCGGCGCCAUGGCCAAGAAGGCCAUCGCCAUCGCCAGCACCAGCGAGGCUCGCGAGCGCGCCGCCGCCGUGCGCACGCGCAGACUCAUGAAGGAGCUCAAGGAGAUACAGCGCCUGCAGGAGAGCCGGCCUGAACCUAUAUUCACGGUGGAACUAGUAAACGACAACCUGUUCGAGUGGCACGUGCGGCUGCACCAGAUCGACCCGGAGAGCGAGCUGGCGGGCGACCUGCGCGAGCUGCACGUGCCGCACAUCCUGCUGCACCUGGUGUUCCCGGAGAACUUCCCCUUCGCGCCGCCCUUCAUGCGCGUCAUCGAGCCGCGGAUAGAGAAGGGCUUUGUUAUGGAAGGGGGUGCGAUCUGCAUGGAGCUCCUAACGCCUCGCGGCUGGGCGUCCGCGUACACCGUGGAGGCAGUGGUCAUGCAGUUCGCGGCGUCAGUAGUGAAGGGGCAGGGGCGGGUGGCGCGGGCGCCGCCGCGGCCGGCCCGGGAGUUCUCCCGCCGGCGCGCCGAGGAGGCCUUCCGGUCGCUGGUGAAGACUCACGACAAGUACGGCUGGGUCACGCCCUCGCUGAGCGACGGCUGAAUGGCUUCAGAAACGUGAAUCCAAGUAAAAUGCAGAAAGGAUCUCUAUAGUUAGUACUUGAGAAUAAUUUUUAAAUGUAAUUUGUGCAAUUAAUUACUCCUUGCGUAAUUAUUGUCUGUACCCACUUGUCUAAAUACCGUGGACCGAUGUCUUUACUCUUCACGCUUCAAGUCCACUAGUUUAAAUAGUACUAGAUAUUGUGUAUAGUAUUAGGUAUACGGAACCUUCAUAGAUAUCAUAAUAUAUGAAAUUGUCACACAAUUUCAAUAACUAUAUAUGAUAAAUCUUUACUCAGGCAGUAAGUGAAGUUCAGUGGAAAUAAAAAUACAAUUGGUUUGUACAAAUUGUCUUAGACUUUACCCCAGAUUAUUUAAUGUAUUAAUUAACUUGGUGGUUUCCAAAGCCAUUUUGAAAUUGUAUGUAUUAAAUAUGUGCCAAAAAUCCUUAAUUUAAGUUAACAAGAUACUCGGGAAAUAUGCUCAAUACUCGUUUUAACUGCGUUAGAGUUCUUAGUGUAUUCUCAUAAACUGUAUUUUAGUUUUUGUAUAAAGAGUAUAUUAUUAGGUAUGCAAGUCCUCCUAUGUAGGCCAAAUCCUUAGCAAGUAUCCAUUCCAAAAUUCUAAACUAUUGAUAACUAUUUCCAUUACUCAAUCAUAAGCCUUACCUACGUCAUAAGCUCAAAAUCCUUUUUACUGAAUGCUUUCAAAGGAAAAUGUUUCCGUCCCAACGUCAUUUAACCUUUUUGAUAUAAAACAUUCAACAAAUUAGAUGCAAUUAUUGUGUUAUUACUUUGUACCCCUCUUGCCAACAAAUUUAUUUUUAAUAAAUAAACUUUUAACAAAUAUCUAUAUUUAUGCUUUUGUGAAAUGCUAAUGAUACAGUAUACUACUACAUAAUGACAAGAUGUUAACAUUAACUUGGCAGUAGUCAGAGUAUGCUCAAACUAGAUAAUGGAAGUAUUUUCUGUAAAGUGAAAUGAAGGCUUGUGGUAAUGUUAGAUUAAUUAAUAACAAUAAAAGUGUGUAGAUACUUAAAUGAAAUAAUUAAAAUUUUGAAGAGUAAUCUUGAUGUUGUUGUCUUAUUUGGCAAACCAAAGAUGUUUAUUUUUAUGAAAAUUCCAUAAAGUGCAAAAUGAGUAUUUAUAUGUGGAAUGUAAAUGUAAAAUAUUAUGGGUGUAAUAAAAAAAUAUUGCUCAGA